Schistosoma haematobium is the source of this 2017-nucleotide messenger RNA. RefSeq lists its product as uncharacterized. The record is from RefSeq and is a predicted model, not a curated record. Bases 534 to 1394 code for a protein of 286 amino acids. The transcript is spliced from 11 exons. Lineage: Eukaryota; Metazoa; Platyhelminthes; Trematoda; Strigeidida; Schistosomatidae.
CAUAAAGUUAGCUCAGAGAGGGAACAUAUCAUUAUCAUUUUAAAAUAGCGCGCAGGAAUCAUCAUCACUAUAGCACCACAUUCGUCACCUAAAGAAUAAAGGCCACCAAACAUAAUGCGUAUAAACUGAAACCAAGUUUAAGAUUGUUUUGAUUUGACUGCUUGGGGAAAAACACAAAUUGUCGAGGUGACACAUCAAUCGAUUUACGACGGUUUGACCUUCAAGAGCUCAGUAACCUUCGUCAACGGACGAUAUCACUGGAUUGUUGCCUUGAGUCGGCUGCUAGAUCUGUACAACUAGAUUCCCUGUGAUUUAGUGCUUAAGCAACAAUUGCCUACUUGAUAAGUUUUAGUUAAUAAUCAGAAGUUUAACCGAUAUAUAGUUAUCGAAAAUAUUCCUCUCGCUCCAAAUAACACCCUGGAGUUUUUUCUGUUAUGUUUACUGAUCAACUCUUGGAACAGUUAACUUUUGGCUGCCAAACUUUAUUUUUGAGAAAAACAUUAACCUAAGUAUUUGAUCCAUAAAACUUCUCAAUGUCCAUCAAGGAAGGUUAUCUGAAAAAGUGGUCAGAUCGUAAAAAUUGGCACAAUGUGUACUGUAAGCUGUUAAAUAAUGGUUGGUUUCAAUGGUUUGAUGAUGCAUCUUCCACCUCACCCAAACGAAGUGUUGAAAUUAGACGUGUAGCAUCGUUCCUAGCGUUUGGAGAACCUUUUCACCGUGUUCCAUGCAACCCGACCUCAUUAACAGCUUCAGAAAUUCCUUUGGCUUUUGGUGUUCUCUACGGACCUCAUAUGGGGACUCAAAUGGCUUGGUUUGCCUGUCCGGAUCAAGCAACAUUGAGCUCAUGGACAAAUGCGUUAAUUUCAUUGUUUCAGCAAACUUCAACACUUCCAUCUGCCCCUCCACCAUAUCAACCUUCACCGGCACCAGCUCUACCUACAGGAUCAAUCGGUUUUGGAAUGCCUGAUCCAACUGCUUAUGGUGGAAAUCCUGGUGGUUAUGGGCCUCCUCCCCCGAUUAGUCAACCCAAUUAUGGAUACCCAACUAAUAAUUAUGUUCCACCAACAGUACCCCCUGCACGACCACCAGCACCAGGUGCUUAUGUGCCUGGGACAAGUUCUUAUAGUGGUUAUCAACCACGUCCACAAGAUCCACAAAGUCAAUAUUUUGUCGGGCAAAAUGGCCAACCAUAUCAAGUGGUCUAUGUAGAUGGUAAACCGAAAAAGAAGAAAUGUAAAGGAUUGAAAAAUGCAGCAGUUGGUCUCGCUUCAGGAGUAGCUGGUGGUUAUUUGGCAAGUCGUCUAUUCGGUGGUUUGGGUGGUUGGGGUGGUGGAUUUGUGGGUCCAAGAUGUGGCAGUUGGAGUUCAUUGUCUAGUCUCAGUUGGUCUGAUUAAAUUUAACUCUAUUUGACUACGCCUCUCCCCUUCUAUAUAUAUAUGAUGAAGUUUUAUCGCUCUUUACCUGUAAUAUCGACAACCAUGAAUUCAAUUCAUUAAUGCAUAAUUCUAUUGGAACUUUGAUGAUGAAAACCUACUUUCAUUAUGUAUGUAUUUAAAGAGGAUACAAAGUUUCUUGUGUACUUGUUUAUUUUACUUAUUUAUUUAUAUAAUCAUUCAUUCAUUCACUUUAAUCAUCAUCACCUCUCCCUCCCCCACCACCACCACCUCUCCAUUUCAUUCCCAUUCGCAUGUGUUGGGAGAUUGAUUUCUAUGUUUAAUUUAAAGAUUAUGCUUUUAAUAGAUCCCGUUAGUAACUAGAUUAUUAUUAUUAUCAUUAUUAUUAUGAAUAAUGGUAUAUUCAUUCAAGAUUUCACUUCAUCUGAGUAAGUUACAUCAUUUCUGUUUGUAUAUUUUAUUAAAAUACUUUUGUUUUUCUUAUUUGUCAUUCAAUUCAAAGUUUUUCCAAGUUGUUUAUGCUUGUUUGUUUGUUUUGUUUUGAUUCUCCUUGAUCAUGGAUACAAUUUUAAUGUGUUAUGCGUUAAAUAUGAUUAGAAGAUGAAUAUAUUGUAAUGUCAUUA